This is a messenger RNA of Aspergillus puulaauensis, 1413 nucleotides long. Its product is annotated as microfibrillar-associated 1 family protein. The record is from RefSeq and is a predicted model, not a curated record. Gene Ontology annotation, biological process: mRNA splicing, via spliceosome. Gene Ontology annotation, molecular function: RNA binding. Bases 1 to 1413 code for a protein of 470 amino acids. The transcript has a single exon. Gene Ontology annotation, cellular component: U2-type spliceosomal complex. Lineage: Eukaryota; Fungi; Ascomycota; Eurotiomycetes; Eurotiales; Aspergillaceae.
AUGCCGCCCCCAUUCCCGACCUCACAUCGCGGCAUGACCGCGAAUCCUGUCAGACCUGGCCGAUACCGACCCGGAAAGGCAGUCGCCGAGGAACCGUCGUCUUCAGAAGAGGAAGAGGACAACGAAGAGGAGCUCCGCGAACAGGAACGGAAGAGACUAGAAGAGCAAAAACGGAAGCAGAAAGCCGCGCCGAAAGCGACUUCGUUCCCCGGGGCUAAGACUGUGACGAAGGGGGUUAAGGAUGUUAAGAUUGAACAAGAGGAGGAUGAUGAGGAGGGGUUUGUGACGGAGGAAGAAGAGGAAGAGGAGGAGGACUCGAAGGGAGGCGUGCCGGUUUCAUCAGCUGAGCCUGUAAGGCAGGUCUCAAAACCGCAGAAGGAAGAAGAGGAGGAAUCAGAAUCAGAAGAGGAAAGUUCAGAAGAAGAAAGUAGCUCAGAAGAGGAAGCUCCCCGGCGCGUCCUUCUAAGACCUACAUUCAUCAAAAAAGACAAACGAGGCAACGGCCCAGCAGAAUCACAAGGUGGAGUUGGCACAGGCGCUGAUUCCAUAGCGGAAGCAGAGGCGCGGGCGGCCCUACGACAAGAAAAGGCAGACGCGCUGGUUCGCGAGCAGAUCGAGAAAGACGCCAUCGCACGUAGUUCAGCAAACAGGGCUUGGGAUGACGACGAGACAAUGGCCAACGAGGAGGCCGCUAUCGACGACACAGACGGGAAGGAUCCAGAGGCGGAACACGCAGCUUGGAAGCUCCGCGAGCUCAAGCGCAUCAAGCGCGAGCGUGAGGCGAUUGAGGAAGCAGAAAAAGAACGCGAGGAGAUCGAGCGCCGCAGGAACUUGACGGCCGAAGAGCGUGAACGGGAGGACCAGGAGUUCAUCGCGAAGCAGAAAGAGGAGCGCGACGCCACUCGUGGUCAGACCGGGUACAUGCAGCGAUACUUUCACAAGGGUGCGUUCUUCCGUCCGGAACUGGAAAAGGAGGGUCUCGACCAGAGAAAUGCUAUGGGUGCCCGGUUCGUCGACGAUGUCUCCCGGGAGACACUACCGCAGUACAUGCAAAUCCGUGAUAUGACAAAGCUAGGAAAGAAGGGUCGGACACGGUACAAGGAUCUUCGAUCGGAGGAUACUGGGCGCUUUGGAGAUGACUUCAGUAACAGACGUCGUCCAGAUGCUCCCAUUGGAAUCACGGAUGAGCGGUUCAUGCCUGAUCGUGGAGAUGACCGUCCUAAGGGUCCUACAGGUGCAAAUGCUUCUGCGAUGCGCGAGAGGCGCAGGUCACGGUCUCGAUCACGGUCCCCAAGACGGGACCGGAACCAUUCUUCAGAUAGACAUCGUCCUGAUACGAGCAGUCGCAGGAAGCGGAGCCCCUCACCUUACGAAGACCGAGACAAGCGGAGACGAAUGAGGAGCGUUUCUUAA